ACAUGUCGAGGGGUUAUCUGUCGAUAUAUCUCACCACCUCCCACUAUAUUAAAGCUCCUCUGCCACCAGAAACCCUCACGAGCCCUUCUCUUACCUUCUCUUACAUUCAGGUCAGAAUUCUUCUUUUGGUCCGGCAGCUUAAGCUUCAGCCAUGAGUAAACUUCAGAGUGAUACUCUCCGAGAGGGUAUUUCUGUCAUCAUGAAUGCGUCCAAGGAAAAAAAACGUAACUUCACUGAGACUAUUGAACUUCAGAUUGGGCUGAAAAAUUAUGAUCCUCAGAAGGACAAACGUUUCAGUGGUUCUGUUAGGUUGCCACACAUCCCUCGUCCAAAGAUGAAGGUCUGCAUGCUUGGAGAUGCUCAGCAUGUUGAGGAGGCUGAAAAGAUUGGGUUGGACUAUAUGGAUGUUGAAGGGCUGAAGAAGCUAAACAAGAACAAAAAGUUGGUUAAGAAGUUGGCAAAGAAAUACCAUGCCUUUCUGGCUUCAGAAGCUGUUAUUAAGCAGAUUCCCCGUCUUUUGGGUCCUGGUCUCAAUAAGGCAGGAAAAUUUCCAACCCUUGUUAGCCACCAAGAAUCCCUCGAGUCUAAGGUUUCCGAGACAAAAGCAAUGAUCAAGUUCCAACUGAAGAAGGUUCUUUGUAUGGGAGUUGCUGUAGGGAAUGUAUCCAUGGAAGAGAAGCAGGUCUUUCAAAACGUCCAAUUGAGUGUUAACUUUCUUGUUUCGCUGUUGAAGAAAAAUUGGCAAAAUGUAAGGUGCUUGCAUUUGAAGACUACCAUGGGUAAGCCAUAUCGCAUCUAUUAAGUACUUUUGCGUAUUUUGGGAGUUUUGUAGGGAGAUGAGAGGUUAUUGGAGCCUGAUAUAUAAUUGGAAGUGUGUUUAUCUGAAUGGUCAAGUUUUGGUAUUGAUUGGCUGUUUUACGUUGUUUAAUGGUAAUCGUCAUGGUAAUCUUCGACUAAAUAUAUAAACUGUCGGAGUGGAAGCCUGGUUUUCAUAUUUUGGCGUGAGCAUAUAUAUAUGAAGAACAUUUUCUA
Molecule: messenger RNA, 1032 nt
Organism: Pyrus x bretschneideri (Chinese white pear)
Lineage: Eukaryota; Viridiplantae; Streptophyta; Magnoliopsida; Rosales; Rosaceae
Product: 60S ribosomal protein L10a
Exons: 6
Coding region: 152-802 (216 amino acids)
Biological process (GO): translation
Cellular component (GO): large ribosomal subunit
Molecular function (GO): structural constituent of ribosome; RNA binding
Source: RefSeq, a predicted model, not a curated record